GGAUAAUCAUGAUUUAACUUCCUGAUUAUGUUACCAAUGGAUGUCGAUAUUCAUCCUAACAGUAGAAACGGUGCUUCCUCUGUUUACCACGGACGACGACUAAGUACAGAUAUACCUGAUAGUAUUAAUGUUUCGGUUGGUGAUUCUAGUAACAUCAGGUCAUCAUAUGUAGACUCAUCUAUGUCCGCAACUGGUACUAUUCGAAGCGAUAUUUGUGCAAGUGACAGUAGGAUGCUUAGUUCCCUGAAUGAACAUGUCAGUACUUGCGAGUCUAAUAAUCCUGUUUCUCGUUGUUGUUCGUUUGGAGAUGCAUUAUUGACUAGCACUCACAGUUCACAUGUUAUCUCAUCUGCUACGAAUGCUAAAUCGAGUGCUCAACAAUCUAAUGAUCGUCUAGCAUAUACUGCCGAACGUCAUCCCGUCAGUUCGUUUGAAGCUAUGAACCGUUUUCGUAAAAAUAAGGAAUUGUGUGAUGUAGUUCUGUUGGUCGAUGGUCGCGAAAUUUACACACACCGCGUUGUGUUGGCCGCCUGUUCCGCUUAUUUUAGAGCAAUGUUCACCGGAGAACUUGCAGAAUCCCGACAGACUGAGGUUACUCUCUAUGAUUUAGAUGGCGAUGCCGUGGAAACUCUCAUAGACUUUUGUUAUACCAGCCAAAUAACAGUGGAAGAAUGUAAUGUUCAAAAUCUACUCCCAGCUGCCUGUCUCUUGCAACUUACAGAAAUUCAGGAUGUUUGCUGUGAAUUUUUAAAGCGCCAGCUAGAUCCAUCCAAUUGUCUUGGAAUUCGAGCAUUUGCAGAUACACACGCCUGCAGAGGCCUAUUACGUGUAGCUGACCAGUUUACACGUUUAAACUUUCUUGAAGUUGUAGCAUCUGAAGAAUUUCUUCUAUUACCUGUCAAUCAUCUUGUAGAUAUUUUACGUUCAGAUGAUUUAAAUAUUAACUCAGAAGAACAAGUAUAUUAUGCUGUUAUGCGUUGGAUGCAUCAUAAUUUGUCUGAUCGUCGUCCUUAUCUAUCUUAUUUACUAGAACAUGUACGAUUACCACUUCUUAGUCCGAAAUUUCUAGUUGGUAUAGUUAGUACAAAUUUAUUAGUACGUUCAGAUGAACGUUGUCGUGAUUUAGUCGAUGAAGCUAAAGAUUAUUUAUUAUUACCUCAAGAACGUCCACUAAUGCAAGGUCCACGUACUGUACCGAGAAAAAUUUUACAAGGAGGUGAAUUAUUAUUUGCAGUUGGUGGAUGGUGUUCAGGGGAUGCAAUCGCCUCAGCUGAACAUUAUGAUUCACGUACACAUAAAUGGCAUCUUGUAGCCCCAAUGCAUAAGAGACGUUGUGGUGUUGGUGUUGGAGUUGUCUAUGAUCUUCUUUAUGCCGUUGGAGGACAUGAUGGACAUAGUUAUUUAAAUUCAGUUGAAAGAUAUGAUCCACAAACAAAUCAAUGGUCAUCAGAUAUUGCUUCAACUAGUACUUGUCGUACAAGUGUCGGUGUAGCUGUAUUAAAUGGUUCUAUGUAUGCUGUUGGUGGACAAGAUGGUGUGUCUUGUUUGAAUUUUGUCGAAUGUUAUGAUCCCAAUGUAAAUAAAUGGCUCAAGGUAUCUAGCAUGAUUACUCGUCGUUUAGGUGUCGGUGUUGCAGUUUUAAAUGGUCAGUUAUAUGCUGUCGGCGGUUCAGAUGGUCAACAACCUUUGUCGUCUGUGGAACAUUUCGAUCCUCGUGUUGGCACAUGGCAUCAGAUUUCCUGUAUGGGAACUAAACGUAAACAUUUAGGUGUAACUGUCUAUAAUGGUCUGAUAUACGCUGUAGGUGGAAGAGAUGAAAUUGCAGAAUUAUCCUCUGUAGAAUGUUUAGAUUUACGCAGUCGUACAUGGACUCCUGUUGUGGCAAUGACAUCACGACGUAGUGGAGUUGGGUUAGCUGUAGUUAACAAUCAAUUAAUUGCAAUUGGUGGAUUCGAUGGUGCUACUUAUUUGAAAUCUGUGGAAAUUUAUGAUCCAGAUACAAAUUGUUGGUCAAUACAAGGCAGUAUGAAUUCCAGACGUUUAGGUGGUGGAGUUGGUGUUAUACGUUUGAUUAAUUCACAAUUUAAUGUUAAUCAUACAUCAUUGAUUAGUAAUAAUUCUGUAAGUAAUUAUAGUACUACUACAAGUCGUAGUAUUGGUUAUGUGAAUAAUAAUAAUAAUAAUAACAAUACUAAUAGUACCAGUUGUAACAACAGUCUAACCAAUGAUGAGUCACUUGGUUUAUCUAUGAUCGAUUCAAUAUUUCCACCUGGUUUACCAAUUUCCACAACUAAUAUCAAUAACAAUAUUAGCAAUAGUACUAGUAGUAGUGGUAAUAAUCAUAAUAAUAUUGGCAGUAGUAGUAUUUCUCAAUCACUCAUAAGAAAUGUACCUAAUUCAACAGUUAUUUCUUCUACAUUGAGUAAUGGUGAAUCAACAAUCACAGCUACACUGUCAUCAUCGUCAUCAAUAACAAAUUCUGGUCAAAUGAACAUUUCAAGUACCAGAUCAAAUAGUACAUUUUUAUUUUAA
Molecule: messenger RNA, 2532 nt
Organism: Schistosoma turkestanicum
Lineage: Eukaryota; Metazoa; Platyhelminthes; Trematoda; Strigeidida; Schistosomatidae
Source: the annotation of a GenBank genome assembly